AUGACCGUCCCCGUCGCCGAGCACCCUAUCGAGACCCCUCCGCGGGCGCCCUCGCCCGUCCACAACUUCGGCACCCUCGCCGUCCACGCCGGCUCCCCCCACGACCCCGUCACCGGCGCCGUCAUCGAGCCAAUCUCCCUCUCCACGACCUUCGCCCAGACCAGCGUCGGCAAGCCCGUCGGCGUCUACGAGUACUCGCGCUCCAGCAACCCCAACCGCGACAACUUUGAGCAGGCCGUCGCCGCCCUCGAGCACGCGAAAUACGCCCUCGCCUUCUCCUCCGGCUCCGCCACCACCGCCGUCGUCCUCCAGUCCCUCGCCGCCGGCUCCCACGUCAUCUCCGUCUCGGACGUCUACGGCGGCACCCACCGCUACUUCACCCAGGUCGCCAAGGCCCACGGCGUCAAGGUCACCUUCACGCCCGAGAUCGAGGUCGACAUCUCGGCCCACAUCACCCCGGCCACCAAGCUCGUCUGGAUCGAGAGCCCCUCCAACCCGACCCUCCGCCUCGUCGACGUCCGCGCCGUCGUCACCCAGGCCCACCAGCACGGCAUCAUGGUCGUCGUCGACAACACCUUCCUCUCCCCCUACGUCCAGAACCCCCUCGACCUCGGCGCCGACAUCGUCGUCCACUCCGUCACAAAGUACAUCAACGGCCACUCGGACGUCGUCAUGGGCGUCGCCGCCUUCAACUCGCCCGACCUCAAGCAGCGCCUCGGCUUCCUCCAAAACGCAAUCGGCGCCGUCCCCUCCGCCUUUGACUGCUGGCUCGCCCACCGCGGCCUCAAGACCCUCCACCUCCGCGCCCGCGAGGCCUCCACCAACGCCACCGCCGUCGCCACCGCCCUCGAGGCCUCGGACAACGUCAUCGCCGUGAACUACCCCGGCCUCGACUCCCACCCGCACCGCGCCAUCGCCAAGAAGCAGCACCGCAACGGCAUGGGCGGCGGCAUGCUCUCCUUCCGCAUCAAGGGCGGCCACGCCGCCGCCGAGCGCUUCUGCCAGCUCACCCGCAUCUUCACCCUCGCCGAGUCCCUCGGCGGCGUGGAGUCCCUCGUCGAGGUGCCCAGCAGCAUGACCCACGCCGGCAUCCCCAAGGACCAGCGCGAGGCCGUCGGCGUCUUUGACGACCUCGUCCGCAUCAGCUGCGGUGUCGAGGACGCCGAGGACCUGCGCCGCGAUGUACUGCAGGCCCUCGACAAGGCCGUUGCCGAGCCGAAGAACGGCUCCAACGGCGUCAACGGUCACUAG
This is a messenger RNA of Colletotrichum scovillei, 1251 nucleotides long. RefSeq names its product Cys/Met metabolism PLP-dependent enzyme. Gene Ontology annotation, biological process: transsulfuration. The coding region runs from base 1 to 1251 and encodes 416 amino acids. The record is from RefSeq and is a predicted model, not a curated record. NCBI's taxonomy places the organism in Eukaryota, Fungi, Ascomycota, Sordariomycetes, Glomerellales, Glomerellaceae. Gene Ontology annotation, molecular function: cystathionine gamma-lyase activity; pyridoxal phosphate binding. Gene Ontology annotation, cellular component: cytoplasm. The transcript has a single exon.